AUGGACCAAACUAAAUCAAGCUUUAAUGCGUGGUCUUUAAACCCAUAUCAAACAAAAACUGAUGUAGUUGAUGGCAUGUUUCAAUUAUUUGAGCCAUUGGUUCAAGCCUUCUCGGAAGGUGGAGCAAGGGUAAGUCUAGGAGCAGCUGGUGCGUCGUUUGUUUUUGAUUCUGCAGAAUUGGAAGGGUUUGCUAGGCCUCUAUGGGGAAUAGUUCCCUACGUCUAUGGGGGUGGUCACUUCAAGUAUUGGGAAUUGUAUCAAAGAGGAUUUACGAAUGGAACGAAUAUAAAUCAUUCCGAAUAUUGGGGUGAGCCAAAGAGCUGCGAUCAAACAUUAGUAGAUAUCGCAGCAAUUGGUUUUGCUUUAUGCUUUGUUCCUGAGUUCGCAUGGGAUCCAUUGACCCUUGAAGGUAAAAGGAACUUGUCCAAGUAUUUGCUUAAAGUAAGAGAUUGUGAGUUUUGUCAUAAUAAUUGGAAAUUCUUUAGAGUCAUAAUCGAUUUGGGAUUAACUAAAGUGGGGGUUCAGUUCAAUAAAAGUAUGACAGAAGAUUAUUUAGAUGACAUUGAAAAUAUGUAUCUAGAAGAUGGUUGGUAUGGUGAUGGAAAAUCCUUUCGAAUUGACUACUACAACGCGUAUGCAUUCCAUUUCUAUGGCUUAAUUUAUGCGAUUGUGAUGCGCGAUAAGGAUCCGAUAAGAUCUAAAAAAUAUGUAGAAAGAGCUAAGAUCUUUGCGAAGCAGUUCAUAAAUUGGUUCAGUGAUAGUGGUGCGUCACUUCCAUACGGUCGGUCUUUGACAUACAGAUUUGCAGCAGUUGCAUUUUGGGGAAUACUACCAAGUGUACUAAAUGUUGAAGAAGAUCCAUUUAUUCCAUGGGGGGUAAUGAAAGGCAUUUAUUUGAGAAAUUUGCAAUGGUGGUCCAAGCAACCAAUAUCUGUAUUUGGAAGUGAAAUUUUGUCUGUCGGAUUUUCAUAUCCUAAUUUGUUUAUGUCUGAAAGGUACAAUUCACCUCAAUCUCCAUAUUGGGCGUUCAAGGCAUUUGCUCCGUUAAUGUUGCCUACGUCUCAUCCAUUUUGGUCAACAGAUGUUGCAGAAUUAUCCUUAGAAGAUACGACUCUAAGCGUAGCAGGAAUGCAUAUUUCACAUAACACCGGAAACACAAUUGCAUUAGUCAGUGGACCAUGGAAUGAUGAGUAUCAAUGUGAGAAAUAUAGUAAAUUUGCCUAUAGUACUAGAUAUGGUUUUAGCGUUAGAACUACCUCGGGGCAUUUUGAAUCCGCAUGCAUUGACAAUAUGAUCGGUUUUAGUUUCAACAAGAGAGAAUUCUUUGUUAGGGAGGAUCAUAGGUCCUGGAUAUUUGAAGGGGGUUUGUACUCAGAAUGGUCACCUAACCCUGAGAUUGAGGUUAAAUCUUGGUUAUUGCAAAAGGGUACUUAUCACGUAAGAAUACAUGAAAUCACAAAUAAAUCUAAUAAGGAAGUUCAUACUAGAGAGGGCGGAUUUGCUAUUGCAUUUAAAAAUGAUAGAGAUAAGAAAACAUCUGUGGAAACUGGUUCCAACAAUUAUGCGGAAAUAUCGACAGAAGAAGAUUGCGGCUUUAUAGUCGACCUUUUCGGUCUAAGAAAACCUAAUGUGUCUAAGGUUGAACCUAAUGCCAAUAUAAUGGCGUCCAAAGUGAUGUUGCCACAAUUGAUAGGCUCUAUUAAACCGAAUUCCACUGCGACUUGUGCAUGCGCUGUCUAUUCCCAACCCAAAACAGUCAAGUUUUCUAAACUGGAAUGGAUAGAAAAUUUAACUGUUCCAAAUAAAACUGAAUUAGAGAACUUAAAGGGAAAUUCAAAGAGAGUUCGAUGUAAUAUAUAG
This is a messenger RNA of Debaryomyces fabryi, 1860 nucleotides long. RefSeq names its product DUF2264 domain-containing protein. The coding region runs from base 1 to 1860 and encodes 619 amino acids. The transcript has a single exon. The record is from RefSeq and is a predicted model, not a curated record. Lineage: Eukaryota; Fungi; Ascomycota; Pichiomycetes; Serinales; Debaryomycetaceae.